Colossoma macropomum (tambaqui) is the source of this 1983-nucleotide messenger RNA. RefSeq names its product sushi-repeat containing protein X-linked 2 (gene srpx2). Bases 150 to 1544 code for a protein of 464 amino acids. The transcript is spliced from 10 exons. Lineage: Eukaryota; Metazoa; Chordata; Actinopteri; Characiformes; Serrasalmidae. The record is from RefSeq and is a predicted model, not a curated record.
UCCAGCAGCAGCGCUGCGCUCGAACUCUUCGCCCCUCAGCUCGCCUCGCGCGUUUCUCCUCAGCGUCUCGAGCCCGGAGCCUCCAUCCCGCGCUUCACUCAGCACUCGCCACAUUUUUCCACACUGACUCUUCUUUCUUUACUGGGGCUAUGAAAAUACUUCACGUCCUUCUGCUUUUUGAACUGUCCGCGAUUUGCCAAAUUCUGGGACUGAAUAAUGAAGGCUCAGGGUCUGGGUACAUGCAUCAUAACAGCUAUAAUGAGGUUGAGCAAGAGCAGGAGACACAUUACACUCCAAUGUUGGACUAUAAACACCCACAGUGGUGCAACACACUUAAACUACCCAAUGGAGAGAUGACAUGUUCCUCCCCCCGAGGUGGAAACCAUCGGAGCUCAUUGGGCACACGCUGCUUGCUAUCUUGCGAACGGGGCUAUAAACUGCUGGGACGACUGUCUGUGCAAUGCAUGGCCAACCGUCGCUGGUCAGGAACCGCUCACUGCCGAAGGGUGCGCUGUCCUGUGCUUCCUCUGGUCCAGCAAGGUACUUACACCUGUACCAAUGGCUUUGUGGUCGACUCCAGGUGUGAUUAUACCUGCUUUCAAGGUUACCAGAUUGAAGGGGACCGUUAUCGCAUUUGCCAGGAAGGGGGGACAUGGAGUGGAGCAGAGCCCACCUGUGCAGAUCACGACCCUCCCAAACUGAAAUGUCCUUUGUCCAGAGUGAAGAUUGCAGAACCAGGAAAACUUACCGUCAGGGUGUCGUGGGAGAGACCUGUUGCCACAGAUACUGCUGACAGAUCACUGCAGGUCUUACGAAAUGGACCAGAAUCAGGUUCAGAAUUUAGUGAGGGGGAACAUGUGAUUCGCUUCAAGGUCUAUGACCAGGCCCGCAACAUGGCAACCUGCAAGUUUACUGUGCGAGUUGAAGUGCAGAGAUGUCCAGUGCUGAAGGAACCUCUGCAUGGAUAUCUGACCUGCUCGUCUGAUGGAAAUAACUAUGGAGCUGUGUGCGAAUACCACUGUGAUGCUGGCUACGAGAUGAGAGGCACUGAUACCCGGGUCUGCCUGUUGAACCGCAGUUGGUCAGACCAAGCACCUGAAUGUGUCUUGAUGCAGAUCAAAACUGACAUCAGAUCUGCUGGUGCCCUGCUUGACCAGUUCUAUGAGAAAAGAAGGCUUCUUAUUGUGUCCACCCCAAGCGUAUCUGACCAAUACUACAAGCUUCAGAACAUCAUGCUACAGAAAGCUGGAUGUGGUCUGGAUCUUCGACACGUGACUGUGAUCGAGUUAUUAGGAACUCCACCUCGAGAAGUUGGCCGGAUUAAAGAGCAGUAUUUAGAUGUUGAGGUCAUAGAGGGCCUCAGGCAAGCUCUGCAGAUCUCUCGAUCCUACUUCAACAUGGUUUUGUUGGAUGAAAUGGGUGUAGAUCGAGAGCGUUUCAUUAACCCCACAACCUCAGAUGAGCUGUACUCUUACAUCGAGGAGUACCUGCUCUCCGAAGAGGAACAAGAAAGGCUGGAGCUAAACAGAGACCUCUGUGACUGAGCCUUGACCGAUCAACUCUACAUCAACACCCAACACAGGAAAGGCUGUGAAGAGCAAAGCUGUGCUUUGUAGACAUACUACAUUAGCUACUAUUGCAUUCAUAUGGUUUCAAAACAUCUUUUUCUUGAGCAUAUGGCCAGUCUGUAUGGACUUUUAGUGCUUUUUAUAGGUUACAUUUUUAAACCUUUACACAUAAAUGGGUAUUUCAUAAUCCCCAGUAUUUUUGUACUCACUACAGACAACAGGGACAGUAGAAAAUGUAAUUUAAUAUUUAUUAAGUGCUUUGUAUAUAGGUUUUUAAAUGGUGCCCAGAGUGUUCACUGGGAUUGCAUCAUUACAAGGCAAAUAAUUAGCAUUUCAGCAUACAGGUUUUGGUGUUAUGCAACUGUAGGGCAGUCAUAAGGGAUGAUUGCAAUAAAACAAAAAUAAAAAGUUGUCU